AUGAACACCAGCAGCAACCGUACCCGAUCUACUGAAGGGUUUUAUCGAUCACAAGCUGCCAGUAGCGCCAGUGCCAGUGGAAGCACCGAUGGCUCGUUGACUGCCUCGACGUCGCUGGCAGCUCCAGUGAUGCCCCAAUCGAUGGAUCGCCACACAGUCUCCGCCAUGACAGAAAUGACAAUAUCUGCUGACGCGCCGGGAACCUUCACAGCAGGAGGCACCGCUAGAAGUAACAACACACCCGUCGCCAGAACUGGAACUGCAUCUGGUAUUACCCGUCCUGGGGCGCUCAGACCUCCAAAUGAACUAGGCAGAAUUGAAUCAAAAGAGGACGUUUCGGAAGGAAAAAAUGAAAAUGAAACAAACAAAACAAAGGCUCCGGGAGUUCACCCUAGAAGUGCUGCUGUCAAGAAACGCACUUUGGCCGCCAUUCGCAGCAGCAUGACACAUGCAGCUGCUGCCGUGUCUGCCGAAGCACUUGCAGCUGCAAAACAGAAAACCCAAGCCGACGAUCCUUCCAUGCUCUGUUCACUUACGUACAGAGGAAUGGAAGUCAUAUUUGCUUCUACUCAUUCCCCCCUGUGGAAAAUAUAUGGCAUGUGUGCAAGGACUAGGUUGGUCUUUCAAACUUUGGAUUUGCCGCCAACUUUGGACGAUACUAAGAUUGUCACUGUCAUGGCCAAUCAAACUUCGGGAUUGAUUGCUGUUGCCCUGUCAGAUGGAACCAUUCAGACUUACGUGCCUGUACCCACCGAUCCAGAGAUUCACGCUUUCGGAAGAUUCAGGUGGAUAAACGGCGUCACUAUUCGUUGUAGCAAAGUCUUCUACCAGCCAGGCGAAAACGUUGUCAUUCGGAGUCAACGCGACGUCCGAAGACCGGGACAAAAUUUGCUACUCGCGUCCUCGCAGGACCAAAAAUUACUUGUAACCCAUCGAAACCAAUUGGCAGUCUUUGACGUUGAUGUGAAUACGGAAAAAUCAAAGACUGAUCAGGGAGAAAUGGACCAAACGACGCCACAAGCUCCUACUUCCACACCGACUCAAGAAGCAAACACAACUCCACCCGUGGCACAACUUUUGUGGACAACAACAACAAUCAGACCAAUUGUAACUGCAGCAAUCUCGGGCGAUGGUCAAGCUUUGGCCGUUGUGCUAGACUCUGGGACUGCAGGUCUUUAUGGAAGGAUAUGUGGUGUUCAGACCUUUCUGAGAGACAGGGAAGACGGAAGUUUGGUGCAGGAAACAGUCCAAACUCAAGGGCACCACCACCAACAACCCAAAACAAAACUGCAACGAACAGCCUCUGUCGGAAUACUCUUCAAGCAGGGACCCUUUCUGGAGCACUCCGAAUCGGUCACCAGGAUCUCAUUCCGUGGUUUGGGACACAAUACUGCCAGCGCCAUGACCGAACCCGACGAAGAGCAGGGAAACGACCUAUUGCUGACAUACUCCAUGCAUGACUGCGUUGCUAGAAUCUACAAUCAACAAACUUGGAAUCGACUUGUGGAAUGGACUACGCCGCCAAAUACUCGAGUAGAUUGGGUUCGAGGAGCUGCUGCCUUCAGUUUAGGUGACCUGGAAACCCAAAAAAGAUUGGCGCCAAACAAACCCGAAUCCAAACCUCCCAGUCGGAGUCCUAGCUCAGCAACUCUUUCAGACGAUGCCAACGCCGUUGCAGCUGGAAGUCUGCUGCAAAGUGGUCGUCAGCUGCUACACAAUUCUUCGCCCUCGUCUGCAGCUGGAGCAUGGAUUGCUGAGACAACUUUUUCCGGAGUGCUUCCAGCAUUGAGGCUUUCACGGUUGAGCUUCUUGAAACGUGGCAGUGAAACCAUGCAUCCUGCAUUGUUUGAGAGUGUUGCUUCCAUGCUGCCUUCUGGAUCCAUGGUUGCGGAAAAUAUCCUGAAUUCAGGCGACGAUUGCUUGUCUAUUCACGGUAUAUGGCCGGCAUGGAACCCUUGGUUAUCCGAAACGUCAGACGUACACUCGGAAGAAACCUUGAGCGGGUCAGCCAUGGCCUUUUUGGGAUUGUCGUCUGGCCCAUCGGCGACCUCCGGUGGUCCGUUUGGUGAAGGUAUUUUGGGCGGCACCCAUAGUCCUCCGAACGAACUGCGGAUAGUGGCGUCGCACGCUUUGUGUGGGAAUGUGGUUGUUAUGGAAUUCCCUUUGUGGGGGAAUCGUGACUUGGGGGAGCUGGAGCUUGGAAGUGCCGUUCGUUAUGUUUUGUCACUUCCUGAUAUUGAGCAAGGAGCUACUGAUAGUUUCGGCAAGAUUACUGGCAUACCAGAACAAUCAUCGCAGGCAAUAUUUGCUUCCACUGACUACGAAUCUAACCGUUUGGUGGCAAAAGUGAGGUCUGAUUCAACGUCCAUCUCAUUAUCUUGGAUGAAACAAGGCACAUUCUCCAUCUGUCCAUCUUCUUGGGAACCGCAUGAUUACGAAAAGGCACUGGAUGAACCGGCUUUGGAAAGUGUGGGAAUUGCGGAGUACUUUCGUGAUUGCAGUCUGGUUCCAGCCCCUCUUUCUUUGCCUCCUGUGUUCUUGCCGUCCAGCACUAUGGGGAAAGACACAGUAAAAGCAGUGAUGUGGUGGCCAGAUGAGAACUUUGGUGGUCCACCCAUGUUGGUCGUUGUUACUUCGUCAGGAGUUUUAAUGGUUUUUGAAGUUCCUCCACCUUGGAGCGCACAAGAACCACCCAUGCCCACUGCUGAUCCUUUCUUGGAUUUCUCAGGGAGUGUCAACGGAGUCGAGUCUCAUGGUUCCCUUCCCGAGCUAUCUGCUGCUGGCACUGCAACGGGGGCAGACAAUGAUAGCGAUGACGAAGGAAAGUCUGGGCAGCCGAAAGAAUACGACGUGAUGAUAACCCCCCACCCUGACUUCGGAUUAGGUUUGAGGUUAGAGUCUCAAAUGGAUGGCAUGCCUGCAAUUGCCGGCUCUUACAAAAAACACCCUUUGACAGGCGGUCGCCUACCCGCAGAAAAAUUGGGCAUGAUAGUCCUCGGCGACGAGCUCUUGAGCGUCAACGGUGUUCGACUGGAAGGCAUCUCCUUUGAUGAAAUCAUUUCCACUGUACGACAGGUGGGUGCGAACGCAGGAGCCGGCAAUCCACUUUCCAUGAGGUUUAGGCGGGUCAACGGCCGAAGAAGGAAAGCAAGCCUUGAUAAUCCUGAUCCUUUCUCGAUGGAAGUACAAGAGUCUGAUGGAUCCCGUCGGUCAAUGGAGCAAAUACUAGGGGUGGGUGGAGGGCCACAACGGAGGAUUCGGGUAGACAGCGCAGCCAGUUCGGUGACUAGCGGCACUCGCCAAUCAUCUCCACAUCAACGAAUAGAAUCAAGAGGCAGUCUUGGAAGCCUCUUGAGCCGCACAAACAGUGACGGCGGCAGUAAUGCAACCGUCCUUGUGGGUGCAGAAGGGGAACUGCAACAAGAGUUUUGUCGGCUUGUGGCCGUUGGGAGGAAGUUUCUCUCAUCAACCUCAAGUAGCGAGACAGCUCAAUCCUGCUUUGUUCUGCUGCCUUGGUUAACUGGGAAUGGGUCUCCGAAUGUAGAUGUUCGCGGCGUAGCCUUGCUGUUCUUCUCGGAGGGUUGUAGGAUACACGCCCGUCGGUUGGAAGUUGCUGCUGAUUGCAAUCCUGACAAAGCAAAAGUCAGUAAUUUGGGAAUGUUUGACUUGUCUUCAAACGUUUCGAGAAUCGACGGUAACCGAAAACCUAUGGUUCAAAGCAUGUCAAUGAUUGUGACUGGGACUGAAAGCCAAUCGCUUGCGGUAUGUGACGAUCUUGGCAGCGUGAGCCUUAUUUUCGCGUCAUUGGGCGAGGAGGACAACGCUGUAACUUUUCGACACUAUGGCAUCUUCCGAUUUGGCAGCAUCCCGUUCGAUACAUGUACUGUGCGUGCGUCGUCGAUCGACCUAAUGGCGACAAUGCGAUGGAAGACUGGCGAGCUACCUACAGUGACAGUCUGGUCGGCAAGGCCUCAUCCGUCAGGGGGCAGACAUGACGAGUCGGCGGAAAUGAACGAUUACGUUGGAGUUGAUUUGGCUCUUGGUGCUCACGUCGAUGUCGUGGAAUUGUGCUUCAUACAAUCUGGUUUUCUGGACUCGUUUCCGCUUCUGGCAACAUUUACUCGCACAGAGAUGGUAGUAUUCCAACGACUACCGGGGUUGCUGCACUGGAAUCCAAUCCGAGUGAUAUCAUACACGAGUAUUCCCGGCUCUGGAGUUUCGACAUUGUCGACACAUUCUCACGGAAUUGUGAACCCUUUGGACACUUUCCCUCACUUGGUCUCUGCUAUGCGAUCCAUUGUCCACAACUGCGAUGAAACCCAGUAUCUUCGUCCUGACUGGCAUCCUGAUUCCUUGUUGGCCAGGCUAUUUACGGACGUCCAAGGGCCCAAUCAUUCAUUGUAUAAAAGGGUCGCAAGCUACUUUGUCUGGUUGUCAACUUGCGUUGCAUCAAGCGGUGAUUCAUUGAAGGCCUUGCAUUCGGAACAGGCGAUACUUUCGUCAUUGUCUUCUGUGCACUUGAAAGAGCCUUGUGACGAUGGCCAUGGAUUUAAGCUGCAAGCCAAACCCAAGCAGUCCAGCUCCGAUAUGUUUUCGAGGGUCUCCCAAGAAGAACCAAACGAAGACGAGAUGAGGUUGCGAAAACUGCAGUCUGUAUUAGAGAAUGGAUUCUCCCAGAAUGAUUACAAGCAAAAGGAUCCCUCCAGGGUAGCAGAUGCACGGCCAGCUUCUUUGCCGUCUGCACUGAACUCGUUUACUCCUGAUGAGCUUCGAAUUCUCUGGGUGAUUGGCGAAGUUGUUCUAGCACGACCUAAUUUCAACUCGGUAGAUACGAUGGGGGAAUUCUUCAUUUUGGCGUCAGAGCUGCUUGCGAGAUUGAAACUGAUACCACGUGAUGAUCAGGAGAAAGAGCGUACGUUCGACGAGUUCAUUCAGCCGUUUUCGACCAAGAAGAAAGCGAGCAAACCUAUGGAUGGCCCCGCAAUAAAGGAGCACUUACCGUCAGCAGCCACACUCUGUGCAUUGAUGAGCAAUUCACAAAAUGAACUCAUCGAGUCUGUCCGUGUCCCUGGUGCCACCGUUGAUUGGAACUUUCUUAGAGAAUACAAUAUCCCAUUUUGGAUCCGAUCGGAUGCUGCUCUUGCGAAGUUAUCUGAAGAAGUGGGCCAAAGCAGCUUCAAAGCCAAACGAGAGAUAUUGGAAUGUGCACUUUUCUUCAUUAUUGCUCGAAAAAUGCGGACGCUACGCAAUCUUGCGGCGACAGACCAAUCUGCCGGAGGGCGAAAAUUUUUGAGUUUCAUUACAGACCAUGAUUUUUCGAGCGAACGUGGAAGACGAGCUGCCGAGAAGAACGCGUUUAGCUUAUUGAGAAAGCGAAAGUACACAACUGCAGCCGCCUUCUUUCUGCUCGCCGAACCACCUUUCUUGAAGUCAUCGCUGGAGGUAAUAGCAACGCAGCUUCAGGAUAUCAAUUUGGCCUUCAUGGUCGCAAGAUUGAUGGAGUCAUCAGAGGUAUCUGCAACUAGCCAAACCAACGGUGUGAAUGGUGGAAUGGGAAGCUUUAUGGGAUUGGGAGGUGGCGGUGGAUAUGCCUCUUUUGCUCCAGCAGCGCUCAACCCAGUAGCAAUUGCUGAACAGCCCUUUAGCAAUUGGAAGCCAGCACUGAAAAGCGGCGCAAGGAACUUGCUGCUGGACCGUGGCCUUACUCUAAGCAAGGACGACAAUUGCCUAACCGCGGUGCAACUGAUGUGGCUUCAUCAACGCGAGGAAGCAUCUUUUUGGCUCGCAGGAUUGGCACGAGACAAGAAUGGCAAGUCAAUCCUUCCGGAUGUUGGAGAUGUGCUGCCUCCAAUCGCUUUAGAUCGCGCGCGGGACAACAAAAGGACAACGGCGUCUGCCACCACAGGCACCUUGCAGCCUAGUGUCCGAAUUUGCUCGAGAGUCAAUGAGUUGAUCAACUUUCUUUCGGGGCCUACUCUUUUGAAGGCAAUGAAUGCGAACAAGCGAACCAUGUUCGCUUCGUCGUUGGUUGUGUCACGCAUUCUAAUGAGAUGCGGAGUUGACGUUCCGUGCGUUCGACUAUUGCUGCACGAAUGCGAUUCAAGGGACACAAGAGAAACUCCAACCGCUGACAGCGAAAAUCAAAAAGCCGCAGCGAGGAACAAGAAUGGAGGAAUGACAUCGUCCAUGUUGGACUCCUACGAUCAUCGCCACACCACCAAAACUGCUGUAAACCAAAUGCAAUCCUCAAUCUUUGAUUCCUUUGAUGCCCCACCACCCAAACCAAAGCCAAAUCCCCCAUCCGCAGCUGCUGAAAUGCAAUCCUCAAUCUUUGAUUCAUUUGAUGCCCCACCACCAAAGCCAAAACCCGCAUCCACAGCUGCUGAAAUGCAAUCCUCAAUCUUUGAUUCCUUUGAUGCCCCACCACCCAAACCAAAGCCAAAACCUGCAUCCACAGCUGCUGAAAUGCAAUCCUCAAUCUUUGAUUCAUUCGAUGCCCCACCACCCAAACCGAAGCCAAAUCCCCCAUCUGCAGCUGCUGAAAUGCAAUCCUCAAUCUUUGAUUCAUUCGAUGCCCCACCACCAAAGCCAAAACCCGCAUCCACAGCUGGUGAAAUGCAAUCCUCAAUCUUUGAUUCAUUCGAUGCCCCACCACCAAAGCCAAAACCCGCAUCCACGGCUGGUGAAAUGCAAUCCUCAAUCUUUGAUUCCUUUGAUGCUCCUGGAACUAAAACAAGCACAGCUGCUUCAUCCAUCCCCACUGUGAAUCCGCAACAGGCAAGUGGCGAGAAUAAAAAUCAUUCAAAGCCAACACAAGAAGAAGAGCGGAAGUUGGAUACCAUCGAACCUUUAGAGACACCCGAAAUUUGGUGCGAAUGGCGAGAACAAGUGCUCCUGUAUUCGGCUGCAAGGCGCCUUCUUCGGGAGCUUGCGUGUUUGAUGGUAGAACUCCAUGGAGACUCAUUUGAUCCUCCAUUGGCUCCAUUUUCAAGAGCUGGCGAAUCGCUGCUUCCUCCUGGAGCUGCUGAAGUUUUACAACUACCUUGUGAAGGCGAACUGAUUCUUGGUCGCAUUCGUGACCUUUCGGAGAAAAUUUGUCACGAUCACGGCAUGCACAAACAGGCCGUCGUUGAUUUGGCCCUAAGCUUCUUGGCAGCGCCGCAUCACCAUAAUCGAAUGUUCUAUGCCGUUCUCCUACACCUGUCUUGUCAGCGUGGAGAUCUGGCUGAGGACCUGUUGAGAGAUGCGGCGCACCUCACAGUGAAUCGAUGUGAUGCGCUUGCUCUUUCGAACGACCCCCCGUUGAAAUCUGGGAAGACGGCCUCUCACAUGGCUGGCCUGUACUUGCGAGAACAGGCGUCGCGUCUCAGCUGGCAGAUAGAGCUGUGCCUGUGGCUGCAUCGAGGUGGGGCGCUGCCACUCUCCGGUGUUGCCAUCAACGAAGCGAUAGUUGCCGUUCGUGUUGGUUUUGCAAUUUCCAGUUGGAAUCGAAACUACGAGUGCCUCGAAACAAUGAUAAAGAGCGACCCAGACUGCCAUAUGGAUAACGAAGCUGGACGGCAACAUUGGACAAGCCUGAAGAUUAUCAGCCAUGAAGAAGGCAAGGGUAGGUCUACGGGCAAAGCGAGCAGUGGUGGAUGGGAAUUCUUGGUUGAUUGUAGAAGAUCAGAAGCGACUGAUUUGCUACGACACAAGUCGACGGGUUGCUUCAUAAUCCGGCCUCAUGUGGAAGAUCAUGGCGUGUUCACCUUGAGCUUCAAAACAAAUCUCGUUCCUACCAAAGACGCGCCAGCUCCGCCUUCUGCAGAUCCAGAUGGGCUAGGUCAACAAGACGGGGACAAACCUCCACGACCCAAGCCUGCGAGAACCGUGAAAAAGGAUGAUGUAGUGCAGCAUGCAAUCAUCCGUUUGUCCGACUCGGGGUUUCGCUGCGGCUCCUUCGGUCCAUUUGGAACACUGAUGAAGCUUUUGGAAGCAGUUUCUGCCUCUCUUCCUUUUGAUCUCCGCUUCGACCAGCCCCCCGCUGAACGAGUAAUUAAAGAUGAAGGGUCGCAGCCUUCCCCAAAUGCGGUCUUUCUCCGCAAGCUAGUUCUGAGAAGUGCGGACAGCUUGGUGAAAAAUCCGCCUGACACCAACGGGGCAUCAGCCACUGACACCACAUUAUUUGGAAAGCAAAGAAAUACUGCAAGCCCAACCGAGUCAAAUGGGGCGGACUCCAGCAAUGUAAAAUGCAACCAGUUGGCCCACGAUGAAAAGGUUAUGGAUUUCCGUCAAUCCGUGUUCGGCUUGUUUUUGGAAUUGUUGGUACUUUCUUCGAUUCGCAAACCUUUGAGUGCCAUCGCGUCAUCCAAGUACGAAGACCAAGUCUGUGACCCCCAAAGGACUGAUACGUCUUCGCUUAACCAGGAAGAUGCGAUGACUGUUGGCGCUGGCGCCGUUAACGAAGAUUAUGCGGCUUCGGCGAGGAUGCUCCGCCCGUAUCUUUCCUGGUGCCGAUCCUUGGAGCUGGCGUCCGAGUGCGAGCUUGCCCCGUUCUUGGGCGAAGUGUUAGACCCCGUUUCAUCUCCACAAAUCACUCUUUCAGCUUCAGAAACUGCCAUUGAAUUGAUUGAGGAGGAAGUUGGACUAGGAGACUCGGUAAUAAGAAGAAUGAUCCAACCGAAUUCCGGAGUUGACUUUCGAACGCUGCGACUCGCUGAUGGCGGCGACAGCACUGUGGUGGUUCUUUUUAGCAAAAGUGAGGCAAUUGAAUGGUUGAUGAGCCACGGCUCAGAAAAGACCAAAGAGGCAGCCCUAGAGAAGUUGGAUGCCAUGGAAAUGAUUCGUGUCGUCGAACCGAUUGACCUAUCAAGGUUACAGCUCAAGGCAUACUCGGCGCAAAAGGGGGCCAAGCCUGAGGAGGACACGGGCGUGCGUUACAGAAUUGUGGACCCAUGGGAAGUAGAAGCCCUUGACAACCGAGAGGGUGAAACUAAAAGUGCGUCAAUUGGUCGCGAGAGGUUUCUCGCUUUCAGCCUGGGUAAGGUGGCUACGGCUUGCGAGGCAGUGUUCCGCCAGAUUGGAGGCCUUCCUGCUCUGGAACUGUGGACUGCAGCGAAGGGUGGAGUAUCUUUGACCAAGGCCAUUGCUUCGGUUCACCCACCAUGGGAGCGUGGGGAGGGAGGAGACAUGCCUUACCUCGACGGUGCAGCGACCGAACCGGCCCCUUUUUUCAACAGUAUUCGACAGCAUCUCUACAGAAACUCGUUGUUCCGCAGUAUCCGUCUGCCUCAACGAUUCCUUGCUUUGGUUCAAGUAGAGUUGCUGGAUCUGAAGAAUCUGACUGCACCUGGAGGAUCUUUGUCGCUGACCGUCUACGCUCUGCUUCGUCUUCGGCGUUCUGAUUCCGGUGCACCGUUAACAAGCAAGACACGUACGCUGGACAGUGCCGCCACUCUUCCCAUAAAACUUGCCAAGUCGUCUGGUCCGAAUGCCCCUGCAUCUUGGGGAAGUGUAGUCCGUUUCCGUUUCCCACUACCGGAGGACGUUACUUCCGACGGAGUCAGCUUGGACCGCAAUCGAGAGAUACUGUUCAAGGGUCCACCAUGUGUCUUGCAACUGUCUGUAUACGAGCGCAAGCUCUUGAUUGACAAUCCCCUGGGUGAUGCCGAUGUUAAGAUUGAUGGCCUUGCCGCAGGAGGGCAAUUGGAGGAAUGGGUCCCGUUGAGAACGGGAAAGCAUGGGAUCAACUGGUUUGCUCGGAUACGUUUGACCCUCCGAUUUGAGCUGAUGUGCCUAGCUUCUGAUGAUACCGAUGAUCUUGUUGCUCCCAGCGUGGGGUUGCGGCGAAUCCAACAUCUGAGCCGCAUGGGUGGCGCUCAAGAAGACAUGAAAAAGAGCAUGAGUACGCCGGACCUCCUUAGCUACUUCGAAAGUAUGGUGUACUAG
Messenger RNA from Seminavis robusta, 9927 nucleotides. Lineage: Eukaryota; Bacillariophyta; Bacillariophyceae; Naviculales; Naviculaceae. The record is from the annotation of a GenBank genome assembly.